Molecule: messenger RNA, 1074 nt
Organism: Solanum dulcamara
Lineage: Eukaryota; Viridiplantae; Streptophyta; Magnoliopsida; Solanales; Solanaceae
Exons: 2
Coding region: 1-1074 (357 amino acids)
Source: RefSeq, a predicted model, not a curated record
AUGCAAAGGAGGAGCAAAUACAAAAAGGAUAAAUCAGGGAUUAUAAUUGGGGAAGUGAGUCCAGUACAAAAGAGCAAGGAGGUAGCAAAUACCAAUGCAUUUGCAGUACUGGAAGACACUGCAGAUAACCAUGAUAAUACAAAUAAAGAACAAAUGGCACAAGAAGAGACUAGAACAUGGAUAGAAAAGAGUUUCUAUACUAAUAAAAGCACAACAAAGGACAUAGACAAUAACACAAAUGUCACAGAACAACCACAAGAAGACAGCAGCAAAUCUGGAGAAGAGAUCUACAGCAGUCACACAAGAACAAGAAUGGAGGAUAGCUUACCUGAGGGAAUACACAGUCAGUCACCAAACAGGAAAGCCCACACAGAAUCUACAGCUUCAAAGCUUCAACAACAGGAGGACAAACAAAAGAGUCAAAGCAGAAACCAAUAUAGUGCAAACAGCAGCAAGACAACAGCCACAAGCAGGGGGGAACAAAUAAUAUCAGAUGCACAAGAUAACAUGGUAAAAUUUCAGACUCCAGAUCUAAACCAAAUAGAGCAAGGAAGGGAAUACAAUAGUCAUAAUAAAGAAGUGACUUCACAAGAAAAUCACAGCUGGUGGGAAGUGGAGAGACAGAUAGAAGAGCAGCAAGAAGAAAAUAAUAAAGCAAACAGGGAAAAUGAAGAAACAACAACAAAAAAAAGAAUAGAACAGGAGAGGGAAAAUCAAGAGCUCAGUAAGGGGCAACAUGAGCAUGGCAUAUCAACAAUAUCAAAAAUGAUUAUGGAAAGAGGUAGUAGAGACCUAGAUGAACAUACCUUAGAGCACAAUUUUGAAGCAGCUGUUAGAGCAGGAGAUAUCUCACCAAAGUCAGUCAAUACCAAGAAAGCUUUUACAAGGUUGACAAAAAUGAAUCAAAAACAUCAUUUUGGAUUUAUUGGUUUAAUGGAACCUUUUCAAGAAUCAGACAGGAUAGAGGAAUAUAGAAGAAGGCUGGGUAUGGAGCAUGCAGUGGCUAAUAUAUCAGGUAAGAUUUGGGCUUUUGUGGAUAAUAUUUUUGACUAUCAUGUAAUGAUGGACCAUUAG